Molecule: messenger RNA, 1410 nt
Organism: Pipistrellus nathusii (Nathusius's pipistrelle)
Lineage: Eukaryota; Metazoa; Chordata; Mammalia; Chiroptera; Vespertilionidae
Source: the annotation of a GenBank genome assembly
AUGGUGCCACUGCUGCUGCUGCCCCUGCUGUGGGGGGGGUCCCUUCAGCAGCAGCCAGACUAUGAGCUCCGAGUGCAGGAUUCGGUGACAGUGCAGGAGGGUCUGUGUGUCCACGUGCCCUGCUCCUUCUCCUUCCCGAGCAGUUUGCGGACUUCCUCUGCCCAAGUCUUCACCUACUGGUACCGAGUAGGGGACAGAACAAACCAUGAUGCUCCUGUGGCCUCGACCAACCCAAAUAAACCAGUGAAGCUGGGGACCAAAGGCCGCUUCCUCCUCGCAGCCUCCAUGACCAACAACUGUUCCCUGCAAAUCAGAGACGCCAGGAGGAGUGACACAAGACGCUAUGUCUUCCGAGUGGAGAUAGGAUAUCCUGAAUAUAAUUUCCAAGGAUAUCUCCUAAGAUAUAACUUCCAAGGAUAUACUUACCAAGAUAGGAAGCUGGAUUUGCAGGUGACAGCCCUGACAGAGAAACCCCACAUCCAUUUUCUGGAGCCUCUGGAGUCCGGCCGCCCCACACAGCUCACCUGCAGCCUGCCAGGGGCCUGCAAAGGGGGACAAUCUCUCACCUUCUCCUGGGAGGGAGCCGCUGUGGACUCAUUGGACCCUCAGAACCUCCAUUCCUCAGUGUUCAUCCCAAGUCCCCAGGACCAUGGCACCAACCUUACAUGUCAGGUCCAAGUCCAAGGAUCUUCGGUGGCCACAGAAACAACCAUCUGGCUCAAUGUCUCCUAUGCUCCUCAGAAGCUCACCAUAGGCUUCUCCUUUGGAAACGACACAGCCUUUAAGAAUCUGCAAAACACAUCCCUUUCCAUCCUGGAGGGAGAGGCCUUGAGGCUGCGCUGUAUGGCUGACAGCAACCCCCCUGCCAAUCUGAGCUGGUUCCAGGGAUCCCCAGGCCUGAACUCCACCCCCAUUUCCACCACCGGGAUCCUGGAGCUGCCUCACGUGGGGCCUGCACAAGAAGGAGAGUUCACCUGCCAAGCCCAGCACCCGCUGGGCUCCCAAAACAUCUCUCUCAACCUCUCCGUGGCCUGGAAGGCGGUGUCCCAGGCAGGAGUUGUUCCUGCGGCUCUUGGUGGUGCUGGUGCCAUGGCCCUGCUGUCCCUGUGCUUGUGUCUCAUCUUCUUUUGCAUAGUGAAAGCCCGCAGGGGACAAGCCGCUGGGAGACCAAAGGUCACGAAUGCUGAAGACCCGGUCAUGGGCACAGUCACCUGGGGUUCUAAGAAAACUCUGCAGCCAGAUGGGCCCCCAGACCAAGCGUCACCUGCAGAGAAGGGCUCUCUGUCAGGGGAGCAACAGGAGCUCCACUACGCCAACCUCACCUUUGAAGGCAUGAAGCCACGGGAGCCCCGGGACCAGGAGGCCACCAGCACCCACGAGUACUCAGAGAUCAAGCACACAGGCAAAUGA